UGAAACGUCAUCUUAAAGCCAUUCUUUUAGCCAUUGGUGAUGGUGCAAAUGACGUUCCAAUGAUUCAAGCAGCUCAUGUUGGUGUUGGAAUUAGUGGUCUUGAAGGAAUGCAAGCAGCUCGUAGUGCUGAUGUAGCAAUCAGUCAAUUUAGAUAUUUAAAAAAACUACUACUAGUUCAUGGUGCAUGGAGUUAUCAACGAUUAAGCAAAUUGAUUUUAUAUUCAUUCUAUAAAAAUAUAACAUUGUAUAUGACUCAAUUUUGGUUUAAUGUCAAAAAUUUCUGGGGAUGGGCGUUCAAUGCCUUUUUUCAUUCACUGAUUUUGUAUUGGGUAUCAAUAUACAUUUUUCAUAAUGACUUGAUUUUAACAAAUGGACAAGUGGCAGGUCAUUGGUUUUGGGGCACGGCACUGUAUACGGCAGUUUUAGCAACCGUUUUAGGGAAAGCUGCAUUAAUAACGGACUUAUGGACGAAAUACACAUAUAUUGCUAUUCCUGGAUCAUUUGUUUUUUGGAUGGUCUUUAUUUUUGUUUAUGGCAUGAUUGCACCAAGAUUUAGAGUCUCGGAAGAAUAUGAUGGCGUUAUUCCUAGAUUGUUCACAAGUCCCAUAUUUUAUUUAUUCGUCUUGUUGGUUCCAGUUAUAUGUUUAUUGCGAGACUACGUAUGGAAAUAUGUAAAACGCAUGUACCGUUCAAGAACAUAUCAUACUAUACAAGAAAUUCAAAAAUUCAAUAUACCAGAUUAUCGUCCACGUGCGGAACAAUUCCAAAAAGCGAUACGAAAAGUCCGUGCAGUACAACGCUUACGAAAAAGUCGUGGUUUUGCAUUUUCUCAAAACGAAUCCGGUCAAGAAGCACGUCUUAUCAGGGUAUACGAUACUACUAUUUCGAAACCAAAGGGUGCAUCAGUAAUCAUGCAUUCUGUUGUUGUUAGUAAACUUGCAACACCAGAGGCAUCAACAAGAGCAGUUCUUACAACUUUUAAUGGAUCCACAAUACCACUUGAAUUUGAAAAACCUCUUAUUCUUCUCUCUGAAAAGAAAAUUUCGGUAUUACAAGAUAUUCUUCCAAGUUUGGAAGCUGCUGCUCAACAACGUAGACCACUUCUUAUUAUUUCUGAAGAUGUUGAUGGUGAAGCUUUGGCUGCUUGCAUAUUGAAUAAACUUCGUGGAAAUCUUCAAGUUGUUGCUGUUAAAGCUCCUGGAUUUGGUGAUAAUCGUAAAUCUAUUUUAGGUGAUCUAGCUAUUUUGACCGGUGGUACUGUUUUCUCGGAUGAUUUGGAUAUAAAAUUGGAACGUGCUACACCAGAACAUUAUGGUUCUACAGGCUCUGUCACUAUUACUAAAGAAGAUACCAUUCUUCUUAAUGGUGAAGGUUCUAAAGAAAAUAUUAAUCAACGUUGUGAUCAAAUUCGUGCUGCUAUUAAUGAUCCUACUGUUUCUGAUUACGAAAAAGAAAAAUUACAAGAAAGACUUGCAAAAUUAUCGGGUGGGGUUGCUGUUAUUCGUGUAGGUGGUUCUUCUGAAGUUGAAGUCAAUGAAAAAAAAGAUCGUUUUGUUGAUGCUUUGAAUGCAACACGUGCAGCUGUUGAGGAAGGAAUUGUACCUGGUGGUGGUGUAGCCUUUUUGAAAUCUAUUAAAUGUUUAGAAUCCUUAAAACCCUCGAAUUUUGAUCAACAAUUAGGCGUAAAUAUUAUAAAAACUGCUCUUCAAAAGCCUGCAAAAACUAUUGUCGAUAAUGCUGGUGAAGAAGGUUCUGUGGUUGUGGGUAAAUUAAUAGACGAUCAUGGUGAUAAUUUCAAUUAUGGUUAUGAUUCUGCCACUA
Messenger RNA from Racocetra persica, 1821 nucleotides. NCBI's taxonomy places the organism in Eukaryota, Fungi, Glomeromycota, Glomeromycetes, Diversisporales, Gigasporaceae. The record is from the annotation of a GenBank genome assembly.